UUGAUCAGGCACGUUGCAUUGUUUGGGGUCCUCACUGGAGGUUCGGCGCUAGUACCCAGGCAAUUCGCAGCUGAAGUGAAUACGGGUGAAAUUCAGUGAAACGGUUGCUGAAAUCAGGUUGUUCUAGAACUUUGGAUACACAGCCGUCCAGCAAUGAAUCUGGAACUGCUUGAAUCAUUUGGGCAGAACUAUCCAGAGGAGGCAGAUGGGACUCUGGACUGCAUCAGCAUGGCCCUCACCUGCACCUUCAACCGCUGGGGCACCCUGCUGGCUGUGGGCUGUAAUGACGGCCGCAUCGUCAUCUGGGACUUUCUCACAAGGGGCAUCGCCAAAAUCAUCAGCGCACACAUCCACCCAGUCUGCUCUUUAUGCUGGAGUCGAGACGGCCAUAAAUUGGUUAGUGCCUCCACAGACAACAUAGUCUCACAGUGGGACGUCCUGACUGGAGAUUGUGACCAGAGAUUUCGUUUCCCUUCGCCUAUCCUGAAGCUGCAGUACCACCCCAGAGACAUGGACAAGGUGCUGGUGUGUCCGAUGAAGUCAGCUCCAGUCCUGUUGACUCUGUCAGACUCCAAACAUGUUGUCCUGCCUGUAGACGAUGACUCGGACUUGAAUGUGGUGGCAGCUUUUGACAGACGGGGCGAGUACAUCUACACUGGCAAUGCCAAAGGAAAGAUCCUGGUAUUGAACACAAACACCCAGGAGCUGGUGGCAUCCUUCAGAGUGACCACUGGUACCAGCAACACCACUGCCAUCAAAUCCAUUGAAUUUGCACGCAAAGGCAGCUGCUUCCUCAUAAACACAGCAGACCGAAUCAUCAGGGUGUAUGACGGCAGGGAGAUACUGACCUGUGGCCGAGAUGGUGAGCCUGAACCCAUGCAGAAACUACAGGACCUGGUCAACAGGACUCCGUGGAAGCGCUGCUGUUUUUCUGGGGAUGGUGAGUACAUUGUGGCUGGUUCAGCCAGGCAGCACGCCCUCUACAUCUGGGAGAAGAGCAUUGGCAACCUGGUGAAGAUCCUGCAUGGAACCAGAGGAGAGCUGCUGCUGGAUGUUGCUUGGCAUCCUGUUCGCCCCAUCAUCGCCUCUAUCUCCAGUGGAGUGGUGUCCAUAUGGGCUCAGAAUCAAGUGGAAAACUGGAGUGCGUUUGCUCCAGACUUCAAAGAACUGGAUGAGAAUGUGGAGUACGAGGAGCGAGAGUCUGAAUUUGACAUUGAGGAUGAAGACAAGAGCGAGCCUGAGCAGACAGGUGCAGACGCUGCGGAGGAUGAAGAGGUAGAUGUCACCACCGUUGACCCCAUAGUUGCUUUUUGCAGCAGUGAUGAGGAGCUGGAGGACUGUAAGGCCCUGCUGUACCUGCCCAUUGCCCCAGAGGUUGAAGAUCCUGAGGAAAACCCCUUCGGCCCCCCGCCGGACACCUCGGUCCAGGCUGCCACUCCAGAGGAUGCUUGGCUGGCGGGGGGGAGAAGACGCCAGCCUUCAUCUGAAGGAGGCCCUGCCAAAAAGAAAGCCCGCACUACCACCAUUGAACUGCAGGGGGUGCCGAGUGAUGAGGUGCACCCCCUGCUAGGUGUGAAGGGGGAUGGCAAAUCAAAGAAGAAGACAGCCGGUCGACCCAAAGGCUCCAAAGGCACGACAGAACUAAAGAUGGCAACCUCACUCUCACAUCUGGACUUCAGGAAGCUGCAUACAGGGAGUUUAACACAGUCGUACAAACAGCACGACAUUGGAGGGAUGGACUGAUCGCUUCUGUGUACAGAUAUGGAGAAGCAUUUAUAGGCUCAAACAAAGAGACACAAAUUCUGAUGUCAUGUACAGACUGAGAGAGCAGCCAGUUUGAUGUGCAAACUGUUUCCUGCACAUUGUCACGGGGAAGCUCCUCGGCAAGGACCACUGACUGCAGCCACCAAGACAUCACAGUAGAGAUCACGUCCUCUGCCUCUGUAGGAUUUGUCAUGUAGAGAACACCUGUGUCUUCAUAGUGUGUAUGUCUGUUGUCUUUCUUGUUUUUAUACACAUUAAAACAUUUUGAUUUAUAAAUAAUGAGCUACUGUGUGGGUUUGCUUUAAAGCUCACCUAGCUCUUGAAAGAUGAUGGAUUUCAGUGGCAAUUUCUGAAAGCUCAAGAAGUUACAGAUAGUGAUUUAUCAGCCAAAUUGUUUUUUUUUACUGUAACAACAUAACAUGGGACAAGGAGGUGUAGCAUCCACCACUUUGAUAUACAGUACAUGCCUAUUGUAUCCAGUGAGGCAGGUUAUUUUUCAGGAAUCUGUUCAUUGAGACUGCCACCCCUUAUGAUGAAGCUAAUUAAUGCACAAUACACAAGCUGUAGAAAUGUUUCUCAUCAAAGAAUGUUUUGAACUGAAACUUAAUCUAGAGGAAUGUGAGCCUCAUGUUGAACUGCACAACUUUAGAGGAAUGUGAGCCUGAUGUUGAACU
Molecule: messenger RNA, 2438 nt
Organism: Monopterus albus (swamp eel)
Lineage: Eukaryota; Metazoa; Chordata; Actinopteri; Synbranchiformes; Synbranchidae
Gene: rbbp5
Product: retinoblastoma binding protein 5
Cellular component (GO): Set1C/COMPASS complex
Molecular function (GO): protein binding
Source: RefSeq, a predicted model, not a curated record